GUAUUAGGCAAAAGUAUGUUUUUUUUUCUGUGGCAGUAUUAUUCGUUAGAUAGCGAAGAGGCCUGUCGAAGGUCCUACUUUGAGUAGUAAAAUCUCGGCCGUUCGAAAAUGACGUGUAUGUUGGUGAUGUGAAGUGAAGUGAAUUUUCGUUAAGCUUUUAAGGACUUGCCAAAUAGUGCCAGCGGGAGAGGCGUAUCAGUCGUAUACGCGACGAGUGUUCAAGUGAUUGAGAAAAUUACACUGCAGUGUAAAAAAAUCGUGUGCCAAAUCAUUACCGGAGAACCGGGAACUGUGUGCGCAGAACUGGCAGUACGGUUGUAAUAUUUAGUGACGAAACAUAUUGUUUUUUUAUACGUUAGGAAACAAAUUGUGGUUGUGUGUAAUCGAAAUUGAAUGUGAAUGUGAAUUCAAAAUUGGAUGUAAUCAAAAUUCGUUGGUGAUAAAUCGUUGAGUAAUCUGUUCAUAUCACGGAAAGCACAGCACAGUGGUGGAUUAGCUGUUACCAUCGGUUCCAAAUCGAAGCUAUCAAAAUUCAGGAAGAAGCUAAAGGUGGCAGAAAAUGUCAUUUCGCGUCGUGAGAAGUUCAAAAUUUCGGCACGUGUACGGCCAAGCGCUGAAACGGGAGCAGUGCUAUGACAACAUCAGAGUCUCCAAGAGCAGCUGGGAUUCCACGUUCUGUGCGGUCAAUCCGAAGUUCCUCGCCAUCAUCGUUGAGUCGGCCGGCGGUGGUGCCUUCAUUGUGCUGCCACAUAACAAGGUCGGACGUAUUGCAGCUGACCAUGCGUUGGUAGGAGGACACAAAGGACCUGUUCUAGAUAUUUCAUGGUGUCCGCACAAUGACAAUGUGAUCGCUUCCGGAUCAGAGGACUGCGUAGUUAAGGUGUGGCAGAUACCGGAUGGUGGACUGAGCCGGACAAUUACCGAGCCAGUUGUAGAUCUGGUGUAUCACCAGCGCAGGGUAGGCCUUGUGUUAUGGCACCCUUCGGCGUUGAACGUCCUGCUCACGGCUGGAUCAGACAACCUCAUCGUAAUCUGGAACGUCGGCACGGGUGAAGUGCUGGUGCGAAUCGAAUGUCAUCCGGAUACGAUCUACAGUGCAUGCUGGAACUGGGAUGGGUCCCAGCUAGUGACUACAUGUAAAGAUAAAAAAAUUCGCAUACUCAAUCCCCGUUCGGGUGAAAUGCUAGCUGAAGCCAUUGCACAUGAAGGGUCGAAAGCAACACGGGCAAUAUUUUUACGACAUGGCCUUAUUUUUACGACUGGUUUCAAUCGAUCCUCGGAACGACAGUAUUCUCUACGAGCGCCGGACGCUUUAGGUGAUCCUAUUGUGAUGGUAGACCUGGACACAUCGAACGGUGUGAUGUUCCCACUCUACGACCCGGACACGAACCUGAUCUACCUGUGCGGCAAAGGCGACUCGGUUAUCCGUUACUUUGAAGUGACACCAGAGCAACCAUUUGUGCAUUACAUCAAUCAGUUCCAGACACCCGAUUCCCAACGAGCCAUCGGUUUGAUGCCCAAGCGAGGAUGUGAUGUCAGCACAUGCGAGCUAGCGCGAUUCUACCGGCUCAACAAUAGUGGCCUAUGCCAGGUGAUCUCAAUGAUUGUGCCUCGAAAGAGUGAACUCUUCCAGGAGGAUCUCUACCCGGAUACGCUCGCUGAUGAAGCGUCCAUAUCGGCGGAAGAUUGGAUCUCCGGGUCGGAUGCGGAUCCACAGCUGGUGUCGCUAAAAGAUCGUGUUUUCGUUGAAAAGGGUGGAUACGUUUCGCAGUCCCAGAGCACCACACUAACGGUAACCAAGAAGUCAAACGUGCUAGACAAGAUGCCACCUCGUGGACCAAAGAGCGGCCCGGUAGCGGGUGCAACAGCGACGACAACAGCAUCUAGCGCAACAUCCAAUGGAGCAACCGCUGCAAACGGAACGACGCAAUCCACCUCACCAGCCAACACCAACAGUCAACAGUCUGAAACGGUGAUCAUCAGUGGAGUUGCAGAACAAGCACUGACUGAUCUGCGCACCAAAUUCGAGGACGAGUUCAGGAAACUGAAGGCAAUCAUCGUAAAGCACGAAAAUCGCAUCCGCUCCCUAGAGGCCACCAUGAAAGCCAUGGCAGAUCGGGGUGCAACCGAUGCAACCGAUUCUGCCCCACUCAUCACCUCGACGCCUUCACCCACGAUCGUUGGGACGAACCAAACCGGAACUACUCACGAUGAGCAGCAUGGCGACGGUGGUAGCCACUACACCAACACGAACCUAGCACCGGACGAAGUGUAGAGCAAUGCAAUAAAGUCGAUUACCCAUACAAGAGCACACAACCUGAACAAA
Molecule: messenger RNA, 2326 nt
Organism: Ochlerotatus camptorhynchus
Lineage: Eukaryota; Metazoa; Arthropoda; Insecta; Diptera; Culicidae
Gene: coro
Product: protein coronin
Exons: 6
Coding region: 560-2275 (571 amino acids)
Biological process (GO): actin filament organization
Molecular function (GO): actin filament binding
Source: RefSeq, a predicted model, not a curated record